GUUUCGUCAUAUCACGUUCACUCUUAUUUUGAAAACAGUUUUCACACACUCGCACCGUAAUGCCUGGUAUAUACGUGUACUGAAAAAUAUCGGGCGGGCUAGCUUGACUGUGUUUUCCGAAGUGGCGGCUGGCUUGACCGCAGUCCUUGUCGGGUAACAAAACAUCCAGAUGAAAAGAUGCAGUCUAUUCACAUAGAUGUGUCAAAGGACGCCUCAUUUGUAGCUGAAUAUUUUCCGACGACAUUUGAACGCAACACGUAACGCCGAGUGCACGCGGCCAAUGACGUCGGCAGAAACGUUAACGAAAUGUAUGUGUACACACAUGUAAUCAUUUCCGCCUGCCUGUGAGAUCUUCACUAUUGCCGCCACGCCGUGAGCGGACCGAACCCGAGCGGAACCGGGGCGGUCAUCUUCUGAGUGCUGAGCAAUCGACACCUUUCGACCACUUCGUUUCCGGGCCCGGGCCCCUCUGUGGGAGACAUCGGUAGCUAACUUAGCUAGCAUAGCUGGUGAACUUUACCCGUCGCUGCUGAGUGAGCGACGGUCGACUUUAUUUAGCGAGCGAGCUGUGGCCAAAUACGAGGACGGGUUUUGAACUCUACGAUUUCAGUGUUGCUAACUGUCGAAGAGUCGCUACUGGCCGAUCUGUCGGUCGACGUCCCUGCAUCAUUAGAGGUCAUUCUGUUGCGUCUAUCGAGCCAGCUGUAACCGGGAAGCUAGCGCGAGUCAUGAAGAGCCUUCCGUAUUUCAGCCGGGGAGAGGUCAUCCGAGGCUUCGGCAGAGGAAGCAAGGAACUUGGAAUCCCCACUGCCAACUUUUCUGAUGCAGUGGUGGACACUCUUCCAGGAGAUAUAGGCACAGGGAUCUACUACGGCUGGGCCUGUGUCGGUAAUGGAGAAGUCUAUAAGAUGGUGAUGAGCAUUGGCUGGAACCCUUACUACAAAAACACCAAGAAGUCCAUGGAGACUCAUGUGAUUCACACAUUCAAAGAGGAUUUUUAUGGGGAGAUUCUCAGUUGCGUCAUGGUGGGCUACAUCCGUCCAGAGAGAAGCUACAGCUCACUGGAAGCACUCAUUGAAGCCAUAAACAACGAUAUUGAGGAGGCCAAGAUGAAGCUGGAGCUCCCAGAGCAUCUCAAACUGAGAGACGACAACUUCUUCACCAGCGCUCCCAGCCCGCCGUUGGAUCUGCCCCCCACCAGCGCAUCCACAUCACAGACUAUUAUGAAUGGUCACUGACAGCUGGCUGGGACUGUAGCACUUUGUUCACACAUCCACACACACACACCAGAAAAAGACCACGUUUUCUUUCCACACAGUGUAUGUGUUAAUUAAACGACAACGCCUCAUUCUGAGAUCACUUAGCUGCCAUUAUGUCUGCUUAUGGACAUACUCUAAAACAACCCAUCUUUUUUUUCUUUUCUUUUUCUCUACUGUUUAAUAACUUCCUGUAUUGCUUUGUUCCAGACAGCCAAUCACUUAAUCUAUCUUUAUUUGUAUAUAUCCACAACAGAGAUGGCCUCUGUAUAUAAUGGAAGACACAAAUGGUCCAUACUAAACUCUUGCCAAGGUCGAAAAAAAGAUACUAAUGUGACACUUUUUUUCUGUAUCGGAGAGGGCAUUAUUAUCUGUAACAAAAACCCUGGUCAAACUGUUGAUGAAUAUGCAAACAUUUAGCUAAAUGCAAGUCAUGUGUGACGACGGGGACAUUAAAUUAUUAAUGUAAAUUCAACAAUUUUAAAAUCUGUCUUAUUUCCCUCAAGAAAAAUCUUUCCCUUGUGAGACACACGCCCUGUACUGUUUAUCACUGCCCUUCAAUGGAUGACCUUAAUACUUUGGACCAGAGACUGAUUGUUUUUAAGGAUAUAUAUAUAUAUUUUCAAUGCAUUAGCUUUCUGGGUUUAAGUGGUACUCUUUUGAUGCGAAAUAUCCUUCUAGUUUUCUCAGUCAAGGAAUGCAGGCUGGAUGAGCGAGCACAUUCUUAUGCACGUCUGUUACGUAGUGUCAUUUCUUUUUCUCUUUUGAUCUCUGCAAAAGGCAGCAGUCUUUGAAAUGUAUAAACUCUUGAUUUCUACCAUAAAUAUUUAAAAGCAGGUUCAUGCAUUGCACAGUAACCUAACAUUUGCAAAAUAUUGAUCUUCAUUAGACUCCUUUGUUCAUAGGGUUUUUCAAAGAACAUAAAAACAUGAUUGUGCUUUACAUGGUUUGCUUGGGUCUGUUUGUGUAUGUGCACUGCUAGGUUUUACAAAAAAAAUGGCACGCAAUAUGUUGAUUUCUUCAAACCCCUGUAAAUUGUUAUUAAUAAAUGAAAUCUGAGUCUAGAUAUGUAAUUUGGGAUUUGGUCUAUUUUAAAUUAAAGUGUUAUUUAGAAAGAUGUGAAAAAUAUGACUGCAGUCCUGAAACAGUAGCUAUGUUCAUCUCCAAAGAAGUCUUUCCGGGUACCUUUCUAUUCUGUAUGGUAGUUUGUGUAAGUUUCCUUUUUUAGAAAUUUGCUGGAAAAUGAAAGAAUGAAUCCAGGAAGCAGUUCAUCACUGUAUUCAUGACAACUGCACUUCUGUGAAAAGCUUUUAUUUCAUGCUGAAUGCUACAGUAUCCAUUAUAUUCAUCUUCUAAAGCACUUAGUGUACAAAGUACAACAUUAUACAAUAAACUUGAAUGUAACUUUGAA
Pseudoliparis swirei is the source of this 2667-nucleotide messenger RNA. RefSeq names its product riboflavin kinase (gene rfk). Gene Ontology annotation, biological process: FMN biosynthetic process; riboflavin biosynthetic process. Gene Ontology annotation, cellular component: mitochondrion. The transcript is spliced from 4 exons. The record is from RefSeq and is a predicted model, not a curated record. Gene Ontology annotation, molecular function: riboflavin kinase activity. The coding region runs from base 729 to 1238 and encodes 169 amino acids. Lineage: Eukaryota; Metazoa; Chordata; Actinopteri; Perciformes; Liparidae.